CCCGAGUCCGUACGGAUGUUGCAGCGAUGGGACAAGACUGUAACUACCAAUUGGAUAACACAAAAAAGGGGUACAAAUGAUGAUGUCAUCACCCUGAGGAGGAUGAGCGGGCCAAUCAGCGGUCUACUUGCGUUCAUAUUUUUAAUGACCGGUAUAAGCCCACGCCACCCUGUUGUUGGGAUGACCGUUCUAGGUGGCCUGGUUGUUGAUUUAAGCGGAGCACGUUUCCCCUACAUCACUUCCGUUCAUCGAGUCAGAAAGACAGUGAAGAUGGCGGCUUUCGGACGAAUUUCUCAAACUCUCCUGCGGUCCUCAUUGAUCCAGACUCGUCAACUCUCUGCCACAGCGGCCCAUGGUCAUGGAGAGCAAACAGCCAGAACAUGGAAGAUCCUCUCCUUUGUGGUUGCCCUUCCGGGGGUUGCAGUGUGCAUGUUGAACAUGUACCUGAAAAUGCAGCACCAUGCUGCACACCAUGUGGAGCCAGAGUUUGUCCCUUACAGCCAUCUGCGCAUUCGCAGCAAGCGUUUCCCUUGGGGUGAUGGCAACAAGAGCCUGUUCCACAACUCUGAAGUGAAUGCCCUCCCUGAUGGCUACGAGGGACGUGAUGAGUGAUCUCUCCCUCAGACCACCUCACACACUGGGACCAGUCUCUUUCCUCAACUCAUUAGUUAUUGGACCACACUCCCCAAACUGUUUACUCUUCUCUAUUCUAUUAUGUUUACCUCUGUGCACCUGCCACAAGGGACCCAAAAUGUUAGUUACAUUUUUCUGGACCAUUUAACAACAUUUCUGCUUUAACUUAAAUAAAAUAAAUAAUUACCGAAAUA
Molecule: messenger RNA, 827 nt
Organism: Salmo salar (Atlantic salmon)
Lineage: Eukaryota; Metazoa; Chordata; Actinopteri; Salmoniformes; Salmonidae
Product: cytochrome c oxidase subunit 6A, mitochondrial
Biological process (GO): mitochondrial electron transport, cytochrome c to oxygen
Cellular component (GO): respiratory chain complex IV; mitochondrial inner membrane
Molecular function (GO): enzyme regulator activity
Source: RefSeq, a predicted model, not a curated record